Molecule: messenger RNA, 573 nt
Organism: Aphis gossypii (cotton aphid)
Lineage: Eukaryota; Metazoa; Arthropoda; Insecta; Hemiptera; Aphididae
Exons: 2
Coding region: 1-573 (190 amino acids)
Source: RefSeq, a predicted model, not a curated record
AUGUACUUCUGUUACCCAAAUUCGCGGUACGUCAGUCCACCAGAAGCUGUUUGGAAGUUAUUUUCGUAUGAAAUGCAUAACAAGAGUCAUACCAUCGUUAGACUUUCCGUCCACCUGGAAAACUAUCACAACGUGUACUUUGUACCCGGACAGGUAUUAGAGCGAGUACAAAACGCCGCCCUGGCUCGAACUAAACUCACGGCUUUCUUUGCGCUCAACGCCAUCGAUGUCGAGGCUAGACAAUACCUGUACCACGAGAUACCGGUACACUACACUUGGAACGUGACACGCAGAUCAUGGGCGCGACGGCAAAGACAGAUGACGUACGAGACGUUGGCUCGAAUGUACGUAGCCAACCAACUUGAUCGAGAUCGUUUUCAUUUGCGAUUGCUACUUCUGCACAAAAGAGGUUCACAGUCUUUCCGCGAUAUGAGGACAGUAGACGGGGUGGUGCAUCCAACCUAUGCGGCUGCAGCCGUCGCAAUGGGACUUUUAGAAGACGACCGAGCUUUGCGGGUUUGCAUGGCAGAAUCGGCAACAUUGGACACUCCAGUUCAGCUUCGUUACCUAUAG